AUGUCUAUGGACACACCUCCUUUUGACCCUUCAGACUAUUCUUAUGUUAUUGGUAUAGAUUUUGGAACUACUUUUUCUGGUUGUUGUUAUGCAUUUUCAAAAGACGGAAAUGAUGAAAUUAUUGAUAUUACAAAAUGGCCAAAGCAGCAAAAUGUUUAUCCAAAGACACCGACACUCUCUCUCUAUAGAAACGGCUCAACUAAACUCGUUGCCUGGGGCCAAGAGGCAAAAAAGUUAGCCAUGAAACGAAACAAUAACGAUCAACUCUUGUCUCGAUUCAAACUUCAAUUAGACGAGAAUCUUAAUUUGCCACCUUUGCCUAAUGGACUGACAGCACUUGAGGCCAUUACAGAUUACCUCGAAGCAUUUCACAAUCAUGUCUGUAAAGACCUUCAACGUGGGUUCGCCAAUAAUUAUGACCAGAGCAAGUUCCGUUAUUGUCUGACGGUACCAGCCAUGUGGAGCGAUCAAGCAAAGGCUACGAUGCGAGAGGCAGCCAUUAGAGCCGGUAUUAUCAAUCGAUGGGACCACCCCAGCCGACUGAUGUUGAUCAGCGAACCAGAAGCAGCUGCGCUCUAUUGUGAAAAGAAGUGCGAUCAAUUCAAUCUUGGCCAUGGACAGCGAUUCUUGAUCUGUGAUGCUGGUGGAGGUACUGUUGACUUGAUCGUGUUUGAAAUUGAUGAUUCUGGAGAAAGAAGGGCAUUAAAGGAAGUAACCAAAGGAUCGGGUGAUUCUUGUGGUUCAACCUUUUUGGAUAUUCGUAUGAGAGAGUACUUGAAGGACCGGUUCUACCAUCACGGCAAGAUUAGUGAUACGGCUAUGGAGUCCAUGAUGGAAACAUUUAUUGAUACCAUCAAGCCUGAAUUUGAUGGGGAUGAAGAUCAAUACCUUGCGCUUCCUGCUGCUUUAGGUAUUGAAGGUGCUGAUGAUCCAGAUGCGGGUAUUGAAGAUGGUACACUUCACAUUCCAUGUCAUGAAUUGCGCCAAAGGGUGUUUGAGCCUGUCAUCAACCAGGUAAUUGAUCUGAUCGAAGAACAGGUUCAACAAUCCAAGACAAAAUUAGACGCUAUUUUCCUUGUUGGUGGAUUCGGUCAGUCGACAUACCUCUAUCGACGUGUUCUUGCCGAAUUUCAAUCUCGCGUCGGAUUCAUCGGUGUGCCUCCUCGUGGUGAAUUGGCUGUCGUCCGUGGAGCAGUCUAUUUCGGAUUGAAUCCUCGUAUGGUGACUGAACGUGUAUCCAGACGUACCUAUGGUCUCGAAACUCGCAUGGUCUUUGACCCUCGAUACGAUCCUCCUGAACAGUGCAUUAAGGGGGAUGAUAACCGAUUAUUCUGUAAACAACGAUUUAGUGUUUAUGUACAAAAAGGUCAAGCCAUCAACGCAGAUUAUUGUGUAUCCAAAAACUUUAUGAUUGCUUAUCCAAACGAUACAGAUACAGACUUGUUUGCCUAUGACGGUGAUGGACCUAUUCCACGAUUGACGACACAUCCUCAAGUAUUUAAAGUAGCUCGAUUCCCUAUCAAGAUGCCCAAGUUCCCAGAUGUCCAAAAGGGUCAACCCAUCUUUAUGACCAUCAAAAUGUACUUUGGUCAAACAGAAAUCAAGAUCGAAGCUCAAAUUCGAGAUCGUAAAUUCACAUUCACCUCUGCCUUUGAAACGAUGGAAAGAGAGAUGAUGCAUUCCUUAAGCGCACAGACCAAUCUGUUGACGAUCAAACCAGAUGAUUCCUCAGCCUCAUUUUAUCAAGGCACCAGUCAAAGUAAUACAUCAGGGUCCAAUCUUUCUACUACUCGUCCACCCUCUUCUCGUGAUCUUGGUUAUCCUUCACCCAGCUCUAAAAAAGAGAAUGAUGAUAAUACCUUUUAUGAUGGAGAUUCAAGACAUUCUUCGACAUUUAAUGAUCGUAGCUCAGCGAGAAAGAUAUUUGGCAUCAAGUUUGGCAAGAAACGAUAA
This is a messenger RNA of Rhizopus microsporus ATCC 52813, 1953 nucleotides long. Its product is annotated as actin-like ATPase domain-containing protein. The transcript has 5 exons. Lineage: Eukaryota; Fungi; Mucoromycota; Mucoromycetes; Mucorales; Rhizopodaceae. The coding region runs from base 1 to 1953 and encodes 650 amino acids. Gene Ontology annotation, molecular function: ATP binding; ATP-dependent protein folding chaperone. The record is from RefSeq and is a predicted model, not a curated record.